UUGUUUAAAAGGCAGUUACAUUAUUUUGUAGCUUGAAGACUAGAGAGCUGUCUUACAGCCCUCAAUCCUCUGCAAAUGGAAACAGUCAUGUGACAAGACAUGGUGGCAGUGCAUAGCAGGUCCUUAACAUGGAGAAGCUACAAGAAGGAAACUGACUCGAGUGGCAGAUUGAAGGAUUUGUUGAGAAGUACAAGAAAAUGAAAGACAGGGCAGCUCUUUUGAAAGGCAGUUUACAUAAGAAAGUGAUGACCUUUGAAAGAUGGUGGUGUGUUUUAACAGACGAACUUGAUCUCUGCAUUCAGGGAUCUGUGGAGAACAAGAGUGGUAUAGUUCAGACUGAACCAAUAAUAAAACGAAUAAAUUCCCAUACUGUGGCCAGUCGAAAUUCUUUAUGCAAAUUGAAAAAUUUCAGUGAUGAAGACUGUGGAGAACCACAUGAUUUUCAGUGGAAGGGAAAUGACAAUGCAGCUAUUUUAGACAGCUGUUCCUCCUUAGAAAAGCCCCCUGGACAAUCAUUACAAGAAAGUAGUUGUGAGGAAUUCAGAAACAAAACUCAAAAGAGGAAUUUUGCGUUUUCACCCUUACCUGCCAACAAUAAGUUCACAGAUACAGUUCAUGGACUUGGUUCUAAUAAUGCUAUAGAUGAAAAAUGUGAUACUAAAAGUACUGGAAAUCAGCCACGUUUAGAAGAAGAAAGAACUAAUUGUGUAAUCCCCAAAAGAAAUAAACCAGAAUGUAGCAACACAGUUACAACUACAAAGAAUCAUUUUCUGGCAGCUGAAAGAAGUUUCGAUGUUAUUAGUGAUAGUGAAGACUCAAGUGAUGAAGAUAAUGGCAUUGUUGACUUGGACACAAAUUGUCAAGAGGCAAAAAUCAAUGAUAAUCAGUAUGGAAAUAAGAAGCAAUCGGUUGUCAUGAGAAGAACUAAUACACCUCAGACAUUGGUGGGUAGUGAAAUAUUGCUGGAGAAGUGGCUGCCCGUCUUGAAUGGGAGAAAACUCUGCUUCAAAGGAGUCAGGUCUAUGGGAAGCACGUACAUUGAUCACACAACAGCUUCAGUAAAAUCAAGACUCAAAAGUGAUACUGUGACACUUGUUGAUGGCAAUACCUGCAAGCUCAUAGGACAGUUUCAUGAUGUACAUAAUUGCAAGGAUGUCUACAGUUUUGUAUCUCAGUUUUAAGGUGUUACGUAAGAGCUAGUCAAAUGAAAAUGAGAUAGAUGGCAAAAAAGUCUGCCUGCACAAAUUGCGUCUAAGUUCAAAUGUGGAAUGCCACGGUUUUGGCAUAAAGUUUUAGAUAUGUGGAUUGUCUAUGCUGACAACAUUGAAGGCUGUGAAAAGCAACAGAGUACAAAGUGCAGAUGACAAGAAAAAAUGUGAGAUGUUGAACAAUCCAGGGGCAGUAUCACCAAAAAGCAUAAGAAAUGCAGUCAACUCAAAACAAAAGAAAGAAUUAGUUGACAGAAAUGUAAAGAAAAGUAAAAAAGAAUGACAGUCAUCUCUACCUGGCUCAGACAAAGAUGUGAAUAGUGAUUCUUUAGAUGGCAAUAACUGUCUAAAUAAUAAAUUUGAAAACCCAAUUCAUUUUAGAAAUUCAGAAAGGAGAGUUCUAAAGAGUAGAAACAAACAAAUCAGUGAACAAAAAGGAGGUUCUAAUGAUAUAAUG
Messenger RNA from Schistocerca piceifrons (Central American locust), 1665 nucleotides. RefSeq lists its product as uncharacterized. The record is from RefSeq and is a predicted model, not a curated record. The transcript has 9 exons. NCBI's taxonomy places the organism in Eukaryota, Metazoa, Arthropoda, Insecta, Orthoptera, Acrididae. Bases 198 to 1181 code for a protein of 327 amino acids.